Pseudocercospora fijiensis CIRAD86 is the source of this 438-nucleotide messenger RNA. RefSeq lists its product as uncharacterized. NCBI's taxonomy places the organism in Eukaryota, Fungi, Ascomycota, Dothideomycetes, Mycosphaerellales, Mycosphaerellaceae. The coding region runs from base 1 to 438 and encodes 145 amino acids. The transcript has a single exon. The record is from RefSeq and is a predicted model, not a curated record.
AUGCUCACUGCGGCUGCUCACUAUGCCAAACUACACGGCGACAAUGCUCACAGAAUAGACAUGCUCCAACUGCGAGGAAUGGCUAUCCAGGAGGUCAAUCGCGCACUACAAGACCAUCGCUCAAGUGGAAGAGCGACCAGUGAUCGUAUGAUCGCUGCUGUUGGCAAGAUGGCGACGUACGAACUCCUUUUCGGUCAACGCGAUACCUUCCACACUCAUAUGACAGGAUUGCAACGCAUGGUCUCCUUACGAGGCGGACUUCAAGCGCUUGGUCUCAACGGACUACUCGAACGCAUUUUACUCUGGAUCGACGCAAACGCAGCCGACAUAACCGGAGGCCCUCUCUACUUCCCUCCAGCAGCCUUUUCUUCUUCCACGGGACAUCCAAGAGCAGACCGCAGACUAUUCCUUCUUGGACUCCAAGGACAAUCGCAAUAA